Messenger RNA from Arabidopsis arenosa, 1075 nucleotides. The record is from the annotation of a GenBank genome assembly. NCBI's taxonomy places the organism in Eukaryota, Viridiplantae, Streptophyta, Magnoliopsida, Brassicales, Brassicaceae.
GAGGAAUCUCUCUCAAGUUUCGGUAGCCGUUCUACUUAUCUUCUCCAUUUUGAUACUAGGAAUAGGAGUCCAAGGAAAAGUACCAUGUCUUAAGCGUAUAUUUAACAAAAAUAAUACGUGUUCUUUCCUAAGAUGUGAAGCUAAUUGUGCACGAAAGUAUCAAGGAUAUGAUGAUCAAUCAAUUGGUGACUUCUUGUAGAUUGUUUUCAUCUGUUUUUGAAUACAAUGACAACAACAAGCAAAAGAAGCGCAAAUCGGCUUCGCCCUCGAAGAAAUCCGCCUCAAAGUCUCGGUCAGCCUCUCCGCCUGCAACCACAGCGGCUUCUCCGCCUGCAUCCACAGCGGCUCCUCCGCCUACUUCUUCCGAUAGCCCUCCGGUGUCUGUCUCGACCACGGGCUCCAAAUCAAUCGUUCUUCCAAAUGCCCAAUCGACUGUUUUAACAACAGACUUGGCCAUAGCAACGGCGCCUCCUUCAGAUCUGAAAUCCGUUCCAUCUCUGGCCCUCGCCGAUGUUUCAAAGGCAGUAACCACCAUCGCUGUCUCAAACCCUCCAGCUUUAGGCGCUGACUCGGAACCCUCUGAUUCAACCCCUCAAUCUCACAAAUCUGUUGAGAAAACCCAAAUUGAAACUCAAGCUGAAAACCUAAAAGCUUCAAACCAGACCACCGACGAUUCUUCCACAGUCCAUCCUGCUGAAUCCUGCCCAAGACUGAAAACCUCAGAGACGAAACACAGGCGGCAAAGAAAGCAACCACAUUAUGGGAGAGCUAGUAAUGUGGACGCAGUUAAAGAUUCAAAAAUGGUGUAUGUUAGAGUUUCCCCAAAGUAUGUUCCUGUCAAGGAAGCUGCUAGGGAGGUUACUAGCCAGCCUCAACUGAACCAUAGUCUUCAGAAGGGAGAAGCUAGUGGAUUAUCAGUUCAAAGCAAAGCUGGUGACUCUAAGGACAGUGAUGAAAAAAGUUCUGCGCCGUCCUCUGAAGCUGAGCCAGAUUCUUCAGAUACGGUGCUCUCAGUCCCAGCGUCAGUGCUUUGACAAGAUGUUCACAAAAGAGGAAAUAAAAGAUGCUUUCUUCU